GCCUAUAAAAACAGUCAAAUGCGUCCCUCACGCAUUCGCUGGUUACCUCCCGAAAGAAAAGCAAAAAAAAAAAUGAAGCUCUGCUUGAUAUUUAUUCUUGUGGUCUUAGCUGUGGCUCUUGCAAACAAAGAUAAAGAAGACGAGAACCUAUGGAAAUCUUACAAGCAAAAGUUUGGAAAAAAACAUUCGCCCGAGAAAGAAGCUAAGCGGAAGCAGGAUUUCAUUCAAAAACAGCGGACCAUUGAGAAACACAAUCGCGAGAACAAGGAAUGGAAAAUGGGAAAUAACAGGUUUACCGAUAUGCCGGAAGAAAAAAAAAAGGCAUUCCGUGGAGCGAAAAUGAUAAAAAAUCGUGUAAGGUCGGCUGAAGCCGGAACCGUCUAUCCGUUUCUUGACCGCGCCCUUCCAACUAUGAUUGAUUACAGGAGACAUAGAUGUAUGUCACCCAUAAAAGUGGACCAAGGUGAAUGUGGCAGUUGCUGGACUUACGCAGCCAUCUUGCCGAUCGAAUUCAACAGGUGCAGGAAAACAGGCAACCGAGUUUCAUUGAGUGAACAGAUGUUGAUCGACUGCGAUCCGUACAAUAACGCUUGUAAUGGUGGAGAUUACACCGAAGCUUGGCGAUUUAUCAAGGAGAAAGGCGGAGCUGUGAGAUCUUCAGAUUAUCCAUAUGUCUCUGGUACUACUCUCAAGAAUGGCACCUGUAAAUUCAGAAGUACUUCAGUCGCCGCAAGAGUUUCGUCUUACGAUUGGACAAUGCCCUACCCAAACGAAACUGUUUCGAUGGCGUACCUGCAAAGUGAAGGACCUCUAGCGACUUCCAUGAAAGUUCCAGAUUCCUUUUACGACUACGCAUCGGGAGUCUAUAGCGACCCUGCAUGCAUUGGUGCUGAUGAAAAUGAUGUCGAUCACGCCGUUGUUAUCGUGGGUUACGGUACAACCACUGCCACAAAAACUUUACCUGCCACUCGUUUUUGGAUCGUUCGCAAUUCUUGGGGCUCCGGGUGGGGUAUCGGUGGUUAUUUCUUGAUAAAGCGGGGCGUUAAUAUGUGUAAUAUUGAAUCAUGGACAGCUUACGUAAGAGUUGUUUAGCAAUGAUGCUAUCAAAUGAAAACAACCCUAUCACAUUUCGAACGUUGAAAACACUAGUUAGUAAAUAAACUU
Daphnia carinata is the source of this 1164-nucleotide messenger RNA. RefSeq names its product procathepsin L-like. Gene Ontology annotation, molecular function: cysteine-type endopeptidase activity. Lineage: Eukaryota; Metazoa; Arthropoda; Branchiopoda; Diplostraca; Daphniidae. The transcript is spliced from 8 exons. The record is from RefSeq and is a predicted model, not a curated record. The coding region runs from base 19 to 1092 and encodes 357 amino acids. Gene Ontology annotation, cellular component: lysosome.